AUGCCGCCGACCACAGCACCCACCACUGCCACACCGAAGCUGGCCUCUCCGGGUUUUAAUGCUGGCGCCAGACCAUACCGGUCACACAAGGUUAGGGCCUGCGACUUGUGCAGGAAGCGCAAAUCGCGAUGCACCGUUGAUAUCCCGGGUCAAUCAUGCCUAUUGUGCCGCGUUCAAGGAGCGGAUUGUCACUAUCAAGAAGAGACCAAUAAUGAUCCUCCACUCACUAAUGGCCAUGAAUCGAAAUCGUGGGUCCCAGAUCACACGCGCGUCUCGUCGCUAGGACAGAAACGGAAGCAUACCCCAGACGCAAUCGAUUCCCCGUCGCACCCCAGCCGCCGCCGCGCUUCCAGCAUCGCACAUUCGGACUCAGCUUUAGACCGUCGGAGAAGUGAUUCCAGGAGCCAAGGGGUCGAUGACCCCCAUAAUGAGUCGGUCUUAAUUGUUGGUCCUGUCGUGGCCGAGGAUGCCCAGGUUAUCGAGAGAUACAUGCCGCCGGAACGGACCAGCAAAUCGGUCGAACCAAAAAGCCAGCCAUACAACGUCUACUCGAGCGAUCCUCGGAAGCCCAUUCUUUACACUACUGUAUCCCGGCGGAGGCAGGGUAUGCGGGUUGGAGUUCCUCCCGGGGAAAAUCAGAAGGAGAUUCUCGAGCAGAUCCUUGGCCCCUUCAAGCGCGACCUAGUCAGACUAUUCAUCGACCGGUUCAAUGCAGCAUUUCCGAUCUUCGAUGGGGAAACUUUCUGGGAGGCGUUCUUGUCGGAGUCCCCAGGAGACCCGCCAGCGUCGCUCUUAUGCCAGGUCUAUUCAAUGUCGCUAGUCUAUUGGAAACAUACUCCCAAGCUGGCCUGUCAUCCGAAGCCAGAUCCCCGGUACGCGGUCAACAUGACUGUCGCUGCGCUCCACGAAGAAUUCUCGGCGCCUGGGCUCUCAACAGUCAGUGCAGCCCUCAUCGAUCUUACCGGUCGGCCCAUCUUCUCAAUGACAGGGAAUGCCAUCAGCUGCGGGCGCAUGAUUUCCCUUGCACAUUGUCUCGGACUCAACCGCGAUCCAAGUCACUGGAAACUAUCCCGCCCUGAGAAGAACCACCGUAUGCGGCUGUGGUGGGGCGUCGUCAUCCAUGAUCGCUGGGGGAGUUUUGGUCACGGAGUGCCUCCUCAGAUUGCUAAAAAUCAAUAUGAUGUUCCUCUUCCAACGAUUGAAGUUCUGAUUCCCCAGGCUUCUCGAACCCCGGAGCGCGUGCGAGCUGCGCAUUGCCACAUUGCUCUGUGCCGGCUCACUGAGAUCUUAGGCGAGCUACUACCCCUUGUAUACGGCUUGCAGUCUCGAGCGCACCGCGAAACGACAAAGAAGGUGCGACAGAUCCGCACGGAUCUUGACGCGUGGGAGGACUCUCUCCCCGACUGGCUCCGCAACCCCAUCAGCACGAAUACCACGGAGGAGCGCAUCUCCGGUACAAGCAGUCUGCAGCUCGGCUUCCUUGCAGUGAAGAUGCUCGUAAGCCGUGUUGAACUCAACGAGGUCAACAACGCCGAAGCAGAUAAUCCGGAGGCGCGCCGCUACUUCCAGACCGAAUGUCGGCGAUCCGCCGAAGAAAUCGUGCAAUUCAUCUCAUCUCUCCGGAAGCAGAAUUUCCAGGAAUUUUGGCUCCCAUACAGCGCCUUCCACCUAACCACAACCGCCACCCUUCUCGUCCGUUGCGCCCUCGAAACCACCGACCCCGAAGUGGCCCGCUCUUGCCUAGCCAACGUCGAAACCUUCCGAUCCAUUCUCCGCCGUGUUCGCGAAGAAGAAGACUGGGACGUCGCCGACAUGUGUCUCGAUCACUGCGAGCGUCUCCUCAACCGCCUGAACAAUAGCACCGGCACCACCACCAGCGCUGAACAUCCGCCCACUUUCACAGAUCUCGGCCAGCCACCGGAUAGCACCCACCCUCAUCGACUAGUGAACCCCGCCGCCAUCGCCCUCCCAGAGACACAAACAAACAACGAUAUUGUCGACGACAUGAUGAGCAUCUCCGGGACAUUCGGCACGAUGGAUGGCUUUCCAUUCGACAUGACAGGGAUAUGGGAUGUUUCCGUAUUCCAGGAUGUUAAUCUGACAUAA
Molecule: messenger RNA, 2106 nt
Organism: Aspergillus tubingensis
Lineage: Eukaryota; Fungi; Ascomycota; Eurotiomycetes; Eurotiales; Aspergillaceae
Product: putative C6 transcription factor
Exons: 5
Coding region: 1-2106 (701 amino acids)
Biological process (GO): DNA-templated transcription
Cellular component (GO): nucleus
Molecular function (GO): zinc ion binding; DNA-binding transcription factor activity, RNA polymerase II-specific; DNA binding
Source: RefSeq, a predicted model, not a curated record